Molecule: messenger RNA, 3627 nt
Organism: Astyanax mexicanus (Mexican tetra)
Lineage: Eukaryota; Metazoa; Chordata; Actinopteri; Characiformes; Acestrorhamphidae
Product: calphotin-like
Exons: 5
Coding region: 1-3627 (1208 amino acids)
Source: RefSeq, a predicted model, not a curated record
AUGAUUGUGGCUCCUGUUGCCGCUUCUGCUCCAGUGAUCGCGGCUCCUGUUGCCACUCCUGCUCCAGUGCUAGCAGCUCCUGUUACCAUUUCUGCUCCAGUGAUAGUGGCCCCUGUCACCGCUCCUGCUCCAGUGAUCGUGGCUCCUGUCACCGCUCCUGCUCCAGUGAUAGUGGCUCCUGUCACCGCUCCUGCUCCAGUGAUCGUGGCUCCUGUCACCGCUCCUGCUCCAGUGAUCGCGGCUCCUGUCACCGCUCCUGCUCCAGUAAUCACGGCUCCUGUCACCUCUCCUGCUCCAGUGAUCGCGGCUUUUGUGACCGCUCCUGCUCCAGUGAUCGCGGCUUUUGUGACCACUCCUGCUCCAGUAAUAACGGCUCCUGUCACCGCUCCUGCUCCAGUGAUCACGGCUUUUGUGACCGCUCCUGCUCCAGUGAUAACGGCUCCUGUCACCGCUCCUGCUCCAGUGAUCGCGGCUCCUGUCACCGCUCCUGCUCCAGUGAUCGCGGCUUCUGUCACCGCUCCUGCUCCAGUGAUCGCGGUUCCUGUUGCCACUCCUACUCCAGUGAUCGCAGCUCCUGUCACCGCUCCUGCUCCACUGAUCGCAGCUUCUGUCACCGCUCCUGCUCCAGUGAUCGCGGCUCCUGACACCGCUCCUGCCCCAGUGAUCGCGGCUCCUGUCACUGCUCCUGCUCCAGUGAUCACGGCUUCUGUCGCCGCUCCUGCUCCAGUGAUAGCGACUCCUGUUGCUGCUCCUGCUCCAUUGAAAGUGGCUCCUGUUGCCGCUCCUGCUCCAGUGCUAGCAGCUCCUGUCACCACUCCUGCUCCAGUUAUAGUGGCUCCUGUUGCCGCUCCUGCUCCAGUGAUGGCGGCUCCUGUUGCCACUCCUGCUCCAGUGCUAGCAGCUCCUGUCACCGCUCCUGCUUCAGUGAUCGUGGCUCCUGUCACCACUCCUGCUCCAGUGAUAGCAGCUCCUAUUGCCACUCCUGCUCCAGUGCUAGCGGCUCCUUUUGCCGCUCCUGCUCCAGUGAUUGCGGCUCCUGUUGCCGCUUCUGCUCCAGUGAUAGAGGCUCCUGUCACCGCUUCUGCUCCAGUGAUCGCAGCUCCUGUUGCCACUCCUGCUCCAGUGCUAGCAGCUCCUGUCAACGCUCCUGCUCUAGUGGUAGUGGCUCCUGUUACCACUCCUGCUCCAGUAAUAGUGGCUCCUGUUACCAUUCCUGCUCCAGUGAUCGUGGCUCUUGAUACCAUUCCUGCUCUGGUGAUCGUGGCUCCUGUUGCCACUCCUGCUCCAGUGCUCGCAGCUCCUGUCACCGCUCCUGCUCCAGUGAUUGCGGCUCCUGUUACCGCUCCUUUUCCAGUGAUAGCAGCUCCUGUUACCGUUCCUGCUCCAGUCAUCGUGGCUCCUGUUACCACUCCUGCUCCAGUGAUCGUGGCUCCUGUCACCGCUCCUGCUCCAGCAAUAGUGGCUCCUGUCACCACUCCUGCUCCAGUGAUCGUGGCUCAUGUUGCUGCUCCUGCUCCAGUGAUAGUGGCUCCUGUCACCACUCUUGCUCCAGUGAUAGUGGCUCCUGUUACCGCUCCUGCUCCAGUGAUCACGGCUUUUGUGACUGCUCCUGCUCCAGUGAUAACGGCUCCUGUCACAGCUCCUGCUCCAGUGAUCGCGGCUCCUGUCACCACUCCUGCUCCAGUGAUCGCGGCUUCUGUCACCGCUCCUGCUCCAGUGAUCGCGGUUCCUGUUGCCACUCCUGCUCCAGUGAUUGCGGCUCCUGUUGCCGCUCCUGCUCCAGUGCUAGCAGCUCCCAUUACUGUUCCUGCUCCAGUGAUCGCGGAUCCUGUCACCGCUCCUGCUCCAGUGAUCGCGGCUCCUGUCACCACUCCUGCUCCAGUGAUCGCGGCUUCUGUCACCGCUCCUGCUCCAGUGAUCGCGGUUCCUGUUGCCACUCCUGCUCCAAUGAUCGCAGCUCCUGUCACCGCUCCUGGUCCACUGAUCGCGGCUUCUGUCACCGCUCCUGCUCCUGUGAUCGCGGCUCCUGUCACCGCUCCUGCCCCAGUGAUUGCGGCUCCUGUCACUGCUCCUGCGAUCACGGCUUCUGUCGUCGCUCCUGCUCCAGUGAUAGCGGCUCCUGUUGCUGCUCCUGCUCCAUUGAAAGUGGCUCCUGUUACCAUUCCUGCUCCAGAGAUCGUGGCUCCUGAUACCAUUCCUGCUCCGGUGAUCUUGGCUCCUGUUGCCACUCCUGCUCCAGUGCUCGCAGCUCCUGUCACCACUCCUGCUCCAGUGAUUGCGGCUCCUGUUACCGCUCCUUUUCCAGUGAUAGCAGCUCCUGUUACCGUUCCUGCUCCAGUGAUAGUGGCUCCUGUUACCACUCCUGCUCCAGAGAUCGUGGCUCCUGUGACCGUUCCUGCUCCAGUGAUAGUGGCUCCUGUUGCCACUCCAGCUCCAGUGAUAGUGGCUCCUUUUACCACUCCUGCUCCAGUGAUCGCAGCACCUGUCAUUACUCCUGCUCCAGUGAUCGCGGCUCCUGUUGCUGCUCCUGCUCCAUUGAUAGUGGCUCCAUUUGCCACUCCUGCUCCAGUGAUAGUGGCUCCAUUUGCCACUCCUGCUCCAGUGAUAGCGGCUCCUAUUGCCACUCCUGCUCCAGUGCUAGCAGCUCCUGUCACCACUCCUACUCCAGUGAUCGCGGCUCCUGUUGCCACUCCUGCUCCAGUGCUAGCAGCUCCUGUCACCGCUCCUGCUUCAGUGAUUGCAGCUCCUGUCACCGCUCCUGCUCCAGUGAUAGUGGCUCCUAUUGCCACUCCUGCUCCAGUGCUAGCGGCUCCUUUUGCCGCUCCUGCUCCAGUGAUUGCGGCUCCUGUUGCCGCUUCUGCUCCAGUGAUAGUGGCUCCUGUCACCACUUCUGCUCCAGUGAUCGCAGCUCCUGUUGCCACUCCUGCUCCAGUGCUAGCAGCUCCUGUCACCGCUCCUGCUCCAGUGGUAGUGGCUCCUGUUACCGCUCCUGCUCCAGUAAUAGUGGCUCCUGUUACCAUUCCUGCUCCAGUGAUCGUGGCUCCUGUUACCACUCCUGCUCCAGUGAUCGUGGCUCCUGUCACCGCUCCUGCUCCAGCAAUAUUGGCUCCUGUCACCACUUCUGCUCCAGUGAUCGUGGCUCAUGUUGCUGCUCCUGCUCCAGUGAUAGUGGCUCCUGUUACCACUCCUGCUCCAGAUUAUUGGUCAAGUACAAUGGGUCACCAUGCUGGAGCCCACAACCCUUUGGGAGGCCCUCCCAAAGCCGAGGUGGACUUUGUAAUGGGUUUGUCCCCAACUAAGGGCAACACUGUCAUCGUGGUCAUUGUAGACCACUUCUCCAAGGACUGUAAGUUUAUGGCACUGCCCAAACGUCUGCCAAGAAGACAGCAGACACUCUUCUCCAACAUGAGAAUUGAACAGUCAGACUAUUUCACUGCUUGCUGGAUAAUCAUUGAGUACAGGGAAGUACCCAGUACCUCAUUGACUGGGAAGGCUACAGGCCUGAAGAAGGGUCAUGGGUUCCUGCCUGCCACAUCUAGGAUCCUGCCACAUUGUCACCGUGCUGCAGGCUUAAGGACUUCUGGAGACACCCCUAGAGGACACAGGCCACCAUCAUGGCGCUUAUAG